UACCAAAAUAAGCAGUGUAUCAUGCACACAUAGCACUGUGUGUUAUAUAGUCGAAAAUACACUUACUGUAUUUACAGUGCAAGUACAGAAUAAGAUCUACCAUUUGUCAUUGUUUCUGCAAAGAUUACCACGAUUCUUUAGCUUAAUUCAAGUUUGUUUGUGUACCAUAUGGCUGUCCCAUACCAUAGUGGGAUGAUCGAUAGGAAAAAAAAGGAGUUCAUUGGGUUUGUCAUCCUCGCUCUCUCUCUGUCCCUCUCUCCCUCUUUAGCAGUCACCCUCCCUCUUACCUAUCCGGCCACUUUAGUGCUUAUUUAUCCACAGGAUCCUCCCUUGUUCCAUCGUGACAGCGUUUCCGACGAUUUUUAUCCAAACCAUCGGAUAUUGGACAGCAUGUGUUUCGUCUUUCUGCCUCGGUGAUGAAUGAUUUGUGCGAAAACACCGCUCUCGAUCCGCCGCCGCUGUGAUGAUGGAGAGGCGGUGCGUGUCAGAGCGGGGCGGCUAGAGGCCCAACAGAGCCCCGCGCUGGAUUUACAGCCUUGACAGAGCGACUGAACACCAACAACGGAUUACCUCAGAAAAACUCUCCGUAUAAAUCAUUGAAUCUAAAGAGAAGCUAUAAACAGAUCAAAUGAAGGUCUGAAAUAUGAUGGACAUUUACAUUUACAAGUGUCCCUAACAACAGACCAAGGAGAGAAGGAGGUUGACAAUUAUUGCUUCCCUUGUUGACUUUGUGAGGAUUACAAAUCAUGCCUCCAAGACCCUCUUCGGGAGAGUUAUGGGGCAUCCAUUUGAUGCCCCCCAGGAUUUUGGUGGACUGUCUGCUGCCCAAUGGCAUGAUCCUGACACUAGAGUGCCUCCGGGAGGCUACGCUCAUAACAAUCAAACAUGAACUGUUUAAGGAGGCUAGGAAAUACCCCCUACACCAUCUGCUGCAGGAGGAGACCUCUUAUAUUUUCGUCAGUGUAACGCAAGAGGCAGAGCGAGAGGAGUUCUACGAUGAGACCAGAAGACUCUGCGACCUUCGGCUUUUCCAGCCAUUCCUAAAAGUUAUCGAACCUGUAGGGAACAGAGAGGAAAAGAUCCUCAACAGAGAAAUUGGUUUUGCCAUUGGCAUGCCAGUGUGUGAGUUUGAUCUAGUGAAGGAUCCUGAGGUGCAGGACUUCAGGAGAAAUAUCCUUAAUGUCUGCAAGGACUCAGUAGAGUUGCGGGACGCCAGCGGGGCACACAGUCGAGCACUAUACGUUUAUCCUCCUAACGUGGAGUCUUCACCAGAGCUUCCAAAGCAUAUAUAUGGCAAAUUAGACAAAGGUCAAAUCAUUGUGGUCAUCUGGGUGAUCGUCUCGCCCAACAACGACAAGCAGAAGUACACACUAAAGAUCAAUCACGACUGCGUACCUGAGCAGGUGAUCGCCGAAGCCAUCAGGAAGAAAACCAGAAGCAUGCUGCUGUCAGCCGAGCAGCUAAAGAUGUGCGUGCAGGAAUAUCAGGGCAAAUACAUCCUGAAGGUCUGCGGCUGUGACGAGUAUCUUUUGGAAAAGUACCCCAUCAGUCAGUACAAGUAUGUACGGAGUUGCAUUAUGCUGGGUCGCUUGCCAAACCUCAUGCUUAUGUCCAAGGACAGUCUUUACUCUCAGCUGCCGAUGGACAACUUCACCAUGCCCUCCUAUUCCCGCCGCAUCUCCACCGCCACGCCUUACAUGAACGGAGAGGCCUCCACCAAAUCUCUCUGGACCAUUAACAGCACCCUUAGGAUACGGGUCCUCUGCGCAACAUACGUUAAUGUGAACAUUCGGGACAUUGAUAAGAUUUAUGUGCGGACGGGGAUCUACCAUGGUGGAGAACAGUUGUGUGAUAAUGUCAACACGCAGCGUGUCCCGUGUUCAAAUCCGAGGUGGAACGAGUGGCUGACUUAUGACAUGUACAUUCCUGACAUCCCCCGGGCGGCUCGUCUCUGUCUCUCCAUCUGUUCUGUGAAAGGAAGGAAGGGGGCAAAAGAGGAGCACUGUCCACUGGCCUGGGGAAACGUCAACCUGUUCGACUACACACACACUCUGGUCUCAGGAAAGAUGGCACUGAAUCUGUGGCCUGUACCACACGGCCUAGAAGACCUGCUUAACCCCAUCGGUGUCACAGGCUCCAACCCUAACAAGGAAACCCCAUGUUUAGAGCUGGAGUUUGACUAUUUCAGCUCACCUGUUAAGUUCCCUGACAUGGCUACAAUUGAGGAUCACGCUAACUGGAUAAUAUCCAGAGAGAUGGGAUACAAUUACUGCCAGUCUGGACAGAGCAGUAGAGUGGCACGAGACCAUGCAAUGACAGAGGCAGAUAUAGAGCAACUUCGGCAGCUGGGAAACAGGGACCCGCUUUCUGAGAUCACUGAGCAGGAAAAAGACUUCCUAUGGAGGCACAGGCAGUAUUGUGUAAAUAUACCAGAAAUCCUGCCCAAGAUUCUGCUGGCGGUGAAGUGGAAUUCCAGAGAUGAAGUUGCACAGAUGUAUUGCCUUCUGAAAGAUUGGCCUGCAAUAAAGCCGGAACAAGCCAUGGAGUUGCUUGACUGUAACUACCCUGAUCCAAUGAUCCGAGACUUUGCGGUUCGGUGCCUUGAGAAGUAUCUAACCGAUGACAAACUCUCGCAGUACCUCAUUCAAUUGGUUCAGGUUUUGAAGUACGAGCAGUAUCUUGAUAACCCACUGGUGCGAUUUCUGCUAAAAAAAGCUCUCACCAACCAGAGGAUUGGGCACUUCUUCUUUUGGCAUUUGAAGUCAGAGAUGCACAAUAAAACUGUGAGUCAGCGGUUUGGCCUACUGCUGGAGUCGUACUGCCGCGCGUGUGGCAUGUACCUGAAGCACCUGAGCAGACAAGUGGAGGCCAUGGAGAAGCUCAUCAACCUCACAGACAUUCUCAAACAGGAGAAGAAGGAUGAAACUCAGAAGGUGCAAAUGAAGUUUCUAGUGGAGCAGAUGAGGCGACCAGACUACAUGGAUGCCCUCCAAAAUUUCACCUCUCCACUAAACCCUGCCCACCAGCUGGGGAACCUACGACUUGAAGACUGCAGAAUCAUGUCCUCUGCCAAGAGACCGCUCUGGCUGAACUGGGAAAAUCCUGACAUCAUGUCCGAACUUCUCUUCCAAAACAAUGAGAUCAUCUUCAAGAACGGAGAUGAUCUGCGGCAAGACAUGUUGACGCUUCAGAUCAUCAGAAUAAUGGAGAACAUUUGGCAAAAUCAGGGUCUGGACCUGAGAAUGCUCCCCUAUGGCUGCUUGUCUAUUGGAGAUUGUGUGGGUCUCAUCGAGGUGGUAAGAAGUUCUCACACCAUCAUGCAGAUUCAAUGUAAAGGAGGCCUGAAGGGUGCGCUGCAGUUUAACAGUACAACGCUGCAUCAGUGGCUAAAAGACAAGAACAAGGGUGAAAUGUACGACAUGGCUAUAGACUUGUUUACGCGAUCCUGUGCUGGCUAUUGUGUGGCCACUUUCAUUCUGGGUAUUGGUGACAGGCACAACAGUAACAUCAUGGUGAAGGAUGAUGGGCAGCUGUUUCAUAUAGAUUUUGGUCACUUUUUGGACCACAAGAAGAAGAAGUUUGGCUACAAGCGAGAGCGAGUGCCGUUCGUCUUGACUCAAGACUUCCUAAUUGUGAUCAGCAAAGGAGGAACCCAGGAGUGCACUAAAACCAGAGAGUUUGAGAGGUUUCAAGAGAUGUGCUACAAGGCAUACCUGGCCAUCCGACAGCAUGCCAACCUCUUCAUCAACCUCUUCUCCAUGAUGCUGGGCUCAGGAAUGCCGGAGCUGCAGUCCUUCGACGACAUCGCUUACAUCCGCAAGACUCUGGCAUUAGACAAAACCGAGCAGGAAGCCCUGGACUAUUUCAUGAAGCAGAUGAAUGACGCUCACCAUGGCGGAUGGACCACCAAGAUGGACUGGAUCUUCCACACCAUCCGUCACCAUGCCCAAAACUGAGCCCAAUGGUGGAACUUAGGGCCGGAAAACAGGCAGAAGCCAAACUCUUUUUGCAGGAUGCACUGCCUGAUUGAUGCCAUGGAGAAAAAUGGCACCCAAACCUCAUGUACAAAUGACCUUCAGAGCACUAAAACAACCCAGAAGGACAUCUUUUUUUUGGUGUUGUCCUUUUUGUUUAUUUUCUUUUUGUCCCAUAUGAGGCAUCUUUUGCCAUUGUCCAGCUUGGUUUUACAUUAUAGCUGUAGUUUUGUCAUACUUUUUUUUAUUCUCUCCCCCUUGUGCUGCUCUUUUCCUGGAGAGUCAACUCUACUUGUCAUCAUUUGUUAUUAUUAUUAUUAAUAUAUAUAUAUAUAUAUAUAUAUAUAUAUAUUUUUUUUUUUUUCUGCGGAAAACAAACCUUCAACAAAAAACAAACAUUCUGCACUCUUCAGGAGCUUUUGUGGGGAUGUUCAUGUCUUCCUGUUUAAAACUACAAAUGCCUUCUAAUAUGCACGGAACCUCUGAGAACACUAGAAAACAAACGAAAGAAAAAAAAAAAAAACAGGGUAUGAAACUUGGUCUGCUACAUGGCCUUUCCUCUCAAAACCAACACUAACCCCUGAAAGGCAGCCGAGGCGUAGCAGUGCGAAUCUGAUGGUGCUGAUUUUGGAAUUGCGCUCUUGCCCUUUUGAGUUCAGUUUGGCCCCCGCUGGCCUUUACAAUAGACGGACAGGAUUUUGUUCUCCUUUCUUCCUUAUAUGCACAGCGAGCUAAAAUGAUAGCCUGAAUACCUUAUAUUAUGCACUGGACGUGAAUAUUUUCAUUACGUUUUUUUAUUAUUAUUAUUAUUACGAUCUCACAUUUUGGCCUGUCCGUAGCACUACACGAGUCUCAUAUUCCGUAUACAGACUUUUAAAACAUGUUUUCAGUAUGCACGUUACACACUAUUUAAUAGCAGUACAGAUACUUUUGAAAUCAGAAGAAUUAUUAUUAUUGAUGGCCAGUAUUGGUGGCGAUGUAAACAGAUGAGUUCUGAUUCAAUCGAUCACAUAUUUGACACCAUAUUUGACUACCAAUGGGUAACAAAAUGGCUAAAAAUUGGCAAACUAAUAACCCAGGCCUUUAUAUAUCAGUCUGACACUAAUAAGAAAACAUUUAAAAAAUUUUUCGCUCACAGAUGAGUGAUGAUUUUGCUGUUCCAGUGUGUGAAACAUCACAGGGAUCCAGGUUAUCUGCUUUCUGUGUUUUUCUCUGUUGAUUUUACAUUCAUCCAUCCGAAUGCUCUGGCAGCAGAUAUAUGAAGCCUUAAAACACACUCACUUAGUAUGAAUGGAUAUUAGUGUCCUCCAUUUGCCUUCGCAUGCCGGAAGAAAGCAAACGCUUGUCCCCUAAGCAGUUGCGAAAGAUCAGAUUUGUUUUUCCUCCCCCUCAGUUGAGUCGCUGUAUCUCUGGGUACUUUUAUUCCACUACACAGAAUUUACAGGUUUGUUCAGGAAGCAUUAAGACGGUGCUAUGUAGUUAGACAUUAUAUUGAAAGAUUCUACAGACGAAAUGGAUGUUUUUUUAGACGGUGAAAUGGCUUUUAGAUGCUUCAAGUGGAUGACGCUGGUAACAUUUUGUUUACCGACAACACUACAGUACAGUGCAUUAUAAUACAUGCUUAUAUAUAUAUAUAUAUAUAGAUGUGUAUAUACACAUUCUUUACCUCCUCAAUGUCUCCUCAAUGUCAGACAAUAUUUGAUCAUUAAAUUAAAAAAUAUGAGAAAAAAAGAUUUAAAAACAAAGGAACACUUUACUUUUUUGGAAAUAGCCUCAUUUUAUAAGUCACCCAGAGUUAAAUAGUUGAAUUUGAUCAUUUUUAAAUCCAUUCAGCAGGUCUAUGUGUCUGGCUGGAGCACUUUUAGCUUAGCAUAAAUCAUUGAAUCCGAUUAGAUCAUAAGCAUCGUGUUUAAAAAUUCAGAAGAGUUUUGAUCCAUUCUCUUUUUGACUGAUGGAAAGUCAAAAGUUUAUGUUUUGUAGGUCUAUAUGGCUUGGAUCUAUGUCCUCAAUUCAAAACUCGUUAUUUUAACUUUUUUUUUGAGCAAUAUGCUAAUGGUCUAAUCCGAUUCAAUGAUUUAUGCUAAGCUAAGCUAAAAACACACUGCCAGACGCAGAGAUUGUCUGAAAGAAUUCAAAAACUGAUUAAAAUUAGGUGAUUUAAACAAGUGAAGAGCUAAUUUAAAUGACAUUUUUGAAUCAAACUAACACAGGGGUGCCUAAAUUCAGUCUUGGAGGAUCGGUGGCCUGCAUAGUUUAGAUCCAAACACAAUCAGACACACCUAAGCUAGAUGAUCAAGCUCUUAGUUUGCUAGAAAUCUCCUGGGAGGUGUGUUGAGGCAAGUUGGAGCUAAACUCUGCAGGACACCUUUGGGCACCCCUGAACUAACCAAUCAGCGCCCUCUUGAGUCAGGUUAAGUGCCUUGAUUAGGGCAUACCGACAGUGUUGUGAUCAAUCUGUUCCCUAUGACACUUUAGAUUGGACAAUUUCAAUCUUUUAUAUGCUACAGAGCAAAAUGAAACCCCCAAAUAAAAAAAAAAGAACACACACAAAAGAAGAUAUUUCGCAGAAUGUCCAAGCAACAUUGGACCCCAUUGACUUUGUGUGUUAAAAAAAAUUAAUAAAUGGAAAGAUGUGCGUGUUUAAAAAAUUAAAAUGACAGCUUUAAAUCAAACUAACCCAGGGGUGCCAAAAUUCGAUCCCGCCUAGUCUAGAUCCACCCCUAAUCAGACACACCUAAGCUAGCUAAUCGAGCUCUUAGUAGGCUUGCUAGAAGUCUGCCAGGUGUCUUAAGGCAAGUUGGAGCUAAACUCUGCAGGACACAGGUUUGGGCACCCCUGAACUAACCAGUCACCGCCCUCUUGAGUCAGGUAAAGUGCCUUGAUUAGGGCAUACUGACAGUGAUGCGUUCAAUCUGCUCCCUAUAACACUUUCGAUUGGACCUUUUAUAUACUACAAAUCAAAAUAAAACCCUGUGUCAUUCCAAAUUUAAAAAACACAAAACAAGAUAUUUCGCAGCAUGUCCAAGCAACAUUGGACCCCAUUGACUUUGUGUGUUAAAAAAAAAACGUAAAUGAAAUGGAAAGGCGUGCGGAUGAGUAAAUCUAAUACAUGUUGGAUUCAUCUAUAUUUUCUCUUUAUAUGUCUACUCUUGUCAAAGCCCUUGUCAUGUUCCUGCAUUACUUUAAAGCUGUGAAAAUGUACAUUUUACAAAUGAGGUGCAAUCGUGCUAUUGAAGCGAAUAUAUGGAUACUGGCAGGAGCACUGAGUACUAUUUUUCUCUCGUGAUGUUUUACGUUGGCAAGCCAGUGAUCAUACUCGCAUAACCACCUGAGAUCUAAAUGAUAGAUGUAGGAAAAAACUGAAGGAAAGAACAGAUGCUCAUUCCCUCCGUCGCUUAAUGAGAAAUGCAAGAGUCUACAUUAAGUGCUUAAUAAUUAUGCAUUCAUUUGCUAUACAUCUUGUGUAAAAAAAAACAAAACAAACACAAAACUUUUGUCGUAACUCUUAUAUGCAGUAAACAGAUUGACACUUGGCGUAUGCAGGUGGUUCUUGCACUUUGUAUUCCUUCGUUUUUAUGUUUUGUUCGUUCUCUCUUUGCCUUCAGACGCUUUGAUGCAUGUGUUUUUAUCCCUACAAGCUCAUUUACUGCCUGAGAUGGGCUAUAUUAGAGCUUAGUCAGCCUUAUGUUAGCUCUCCUAAAGCCAUUUAAUGCAUGCUUUUGUGUUUCGUCUGUACAGGUUACAGAUCUACUUGGGCUGGACCCGCUAAAAAGCCCAUUCACAGUUUCGUUUUUGUAAUGACUCGCAAACUAUUGAGAUGCAGAAGUUCUGGAGUCUUUUUGUAUGACUAGAAAAACCUUAGAAAAAAAAAUGUUUAAUGAGUUUCAGUUGUUGUACUUGAACAUGUCAUCGCUCAGAUUUGUCUUUGCGUGUCGACAACAAAGCCGUCAAUGUUACAUAGCACUGAAGGUUUACCUGCAUAGGCGAUUUCAUACCGAUUGUGAAUGUUUCAAUGGUUUGUUCUGGAGUCUCUUUAUUGUUAGGAACUCUACGACACCAGUAAAUAUAAAAGAGAGAACGUUUACCAUGUGAAAUCAGAGGAAAUUUAAAAAAUAAUGUACAUUUGUUUGCUAUAUGUGAAGUUUGUCAGAUGGAGGAUAUAGAAAAAUCUAUUUAAUGGAAGGUCAAGGCGUCUUUGGUUUACUUUAUUAUGUUUUCGAAUGCUUUGAGUGGUUACAUUCUCUCUCGGUAUUGCUGUUGCAUUUUUACUCCUUUACUUGAUGUCAUACAGGUAUCUUUACUUUAUUAUCACUAUUACGAAAUUAUAUAUAGCGGGCCAAAUACUUUCUUUACCUCCUUCCUUCCUUCCUUGCAUGAGAUUAAAAAAAAGAAAUUUAAAACGAGACUAAAGUCGCCCUAGUAUUUUGGAUUAUUUGUAGACGUAAGGGAUUUUUUGGCCUAUGACUGCACUCAGUAGAAACCAUCUAUAAACUGCCAUCAGUUACAAAGCCUCAUCCUCAGUUCUAUUCAAACGUAGCUUUGUAUCCAGUCUGUCUUCAAUAUUUUGAGUGUUAUGUGACUCUGUACAAAUAAACGUAUUUCAAGAAAAGUG
This is a messenger RNA of Danio rerio (zebrafish), 8586 nucleotides long. Lineage: Eukaryota; Metazoa; Chordata; Actinopteri; Cypriniformes; Danionidae. The record is from RefSeq and is a predicted model, not a curated record.